Messenger RNA from Cornus florida, 518 nucleotides. RefSeq lists its product as uncharacterized. Lineage: Eukaryota; Viridiplantae; Streptophyta; Magnoliopsida; Cornales; Cornaceae. Gene Ontology annotation, biological process: intracellular monoatomic cation homeostasis. The coding region runs from base 4 to 342 and encodes 112 amino acids. The record is from RefSeq and is a predicted model, not a curated record. Gene Ontology annotation, cellular component: mitochondrial inner membrane. The transcript has 3 exons. Gene Ontology annotation, molecular function: ribosome binding.
UGGAUGGGUAGUCAAUUGCUCUUCAUAGACAUCUUGGAUGCUCUAGGAAUUCUUAUGAAGCAAUUGCAAGGGCACAAGGUUACGGAAAGGGAGAGGAAAAAGAUUCAAAGAACAGUGUCUGAUAUCGCUACACUCAUCCCAGUUACAAUCCUAAUGCUACUUCCUGUAUCUGCAAUAGGCCAUGCUGCCAUGUUUGCAGCAAUCAAGAGAUACGUGCCAUCCUUGAUUCCCUCUCCAUAUUCAUCCGAACGGCUGGAUAUCGUGAAACAACUGAAGAGAACUAAGAAGAUGGAAGUUCAGACAUGGAGCACCAUUGAAGAUUCUUCCUCUACAAUCCUCUGAUGUGAAUCAUCUUCCCUACUUAAUGAUGCAAAGCAACUGUAUUCUCUUAAUCUCUUUGCGUUGAACCAGAAUUAUGCAUUCGGAGUCUGUAAAUAGGUGAAUGCACAUGCAGAUACGAUUAACUACAAUGUAAAAGUACUUUUAGAAUGUAUAAUUUUAGACUUCCAUAUACAGAC